AUGGGUGCCGAACGCCUGUGUCGAUGCUUCGUGUGCGAUUCCCUCGAGGUGGCGCCUCCCGGCCCUGAACCCCAACACUUCCGCCGUCGCUGGGCGCGGCCGCAGCUCGGAACGAAGGAGCGAGACGGAGACGUCCUGGGGAACGAAGGUGUCCAAGAACGUGAGGACCCACGGUACUCGUAA
Molecule: messenger RNA, 183 nt
Organism: Durusdinium trenchii
Lineage: Eukaryota; Dinophyceae; Suessiales; Symbiodiniaceae
Source: the annotation of a GenBank genome assembly